UUUUCAUCCAUGUAGAUGCUGACCUCUUGGACCCUCGGCUUUCUCCUGCUGGCCACCGUCAGAGGGAAGGAGAUCUGCUUUGAACAUCUUGGCUGCUUUUCUAACGAAAAACCAUGGGCUGGGACCCUUCAGCGACCUUUAAAGAUAUUCCCCUGGACCCCCAAAGACAUUGACACCCGCUUUCUUCUGUACACAAAUGAGAAUCAGAAUAACUACCAAUUGAUCACUGCCACCGACCCGGAUACUAUAGGGGCUUCAAACUUCCGAUCGGACCGCAAGACGCACUUCAUCAUCCACGGCUUCAUAGACAAAGGAGAAGAAAGCUGGUUGUCAGACAUGUGCAAGAAAAUGUUUACAGUGGAGCAAGUGAACUGCAUCUGCGUGGACUGGAGAAAAGGGUCCCGGGCACCCUACACCCAAGCUGUCCACAACAUCAGGGUGGUGGGAGCUGAGAUCGCCUUUUUAAUACAAGUGCUGUCGAGCGAGACGGGUCAUAGCCCCGAAAACGUGCACCUGAUCGGCCACAGUCUGGGUUCCCACGCGGCCGCGGAGGCCGGCAGGAGGCUGGAGGGGCGCUUGGGCAGGAUCACAGGGCUGGAUCCGGCAGAGCCAUGCUUCCAGGGCACAGAAGAGGAGGUUCGGCUGGACCCAUCAGACGCCAUGUUUGUGGACGUGAUUCACACAGAUGCUGCUCCCAUAAUCCCUUUCCUGGGGUUUGGAAUGAGUCAAAAGGUGGGCCACUUGGAUUUCUUUCCAAAUGGAGGAAAGCAUAUGCCGGGAUGUCAGAAAAACAUUCUGUCUACCAUUGUGGACAUCAAUGGGAUAUGGGAAGGAACCCGGGAUUUUGUAGCCUGUAACCACCUAAGAAGCUACAAGUAUUACUCAAGCAGCAUCAUCACCCCAGAUGGUUUCCUGGGCUACCCAUGUGACUCCUAUGAUGAGUUUCAGGAGCAUGGAUGUUUCCCUUGUCCAAGUGGAGGAUGCCCCAAAAUGGGACACUAUGCUGACCAGUUUAAGGGGAAAACCAGUGCCGUGGAACAGACCUUUUUCCUGAACACAGGGGACAGUGGUAACUUUACCCUUUGGCGGUACAGAGUAUCAGUCACACUUGCUGGGAAAAAAAAUGUGAAUGGCUACAUCAGGAUCGCUUUGUAUGGAAGUAAUGGGAACACAAAGCAAUAUGAGAUCUUCAAAGGAUCCCUCAAACCAGAUGCAAGUCAUAUGCUUGACAUUGAUGUGGACCUCAAUGUUGGAAAACUCGAGAAAGUUAAGUUCCUCUGGAACAACCACGUGAUAAAUCUCUUCCGGCCCACACUGGGGGCUUCCCAAAUCACAGUGCAAAGUGGUGAAGAUGAGACUGAGUAUAAAUUUUGUAGCAGUGACACUGUGCGUGAAGAUGUUUUACAAUCCCUUUACCCUUGUUGA
Messenger RNA from Chrysochloris asiatica (Cape golden mole), 1425 nucleotides. RefSeq names its product pancreatic lipase-related protein 2 (gene PNLIPRP2). Bases 16 to 1425 code for a protein of 469 amino acids. Lineage: Eukaryota; Metazoa; Chordata; Mammalia; Afrosoricida; Chrysochloridae. The record is from RefSeq and is a predicted model, not a curated record. The transcript is spliced from 12 exons. Gene Ontology annotation, biological process: phospholipid catabolic process. Gene Ontology annotation, molecular function: glycerophospholipase activity; galactolipase activity; triacylglycerol lipase activity.